AUGUCAACGAUUAAUUUUAAGGAGUUUCAUAUAGAUUAUGAUGAGUUUGAAGAAUUUAAUCUCAUUAGAAUGGGAGGUUCAGGAGUUGUUGGAAAAGCCCGAUGGAUAAAACAUAAUAAAUACAUCAUCUUAAAGCAGAUUGUACCAAAAGAAAAUGAGCCAGAAAAUAAAGAAUUCGCUAAAGAGUUAUCUAAUAACGCUAAUGUUACUUGUGUGAUGCAUCAUUUAGCGCUUACUGCUGCGCCUCAAGUCCUUUUCCUAGUAUUAGACUACGCGGAUCUUGGAGAUUUGGAAUUUUAUUUGAGUAAUAAUAAUGAUUUGAAGUGGGAAAAGAAGAUUUAUAUUGUUCGAGAAAUCGUGUGUGGCCUAAAUUUUUUACAUAGUAAGAAAAUUUUGCAUCGUGACUUACAUGCCGGAAAUAUGCUCAUUAAAAGUAGCAGUUCUGAGUACGGCAUUGAAGUUCUUAUUACUGAUUUUGGACUUUCCAAAGUUGCUUCUAGUCAAAGUGUGUAUGACUACCCAUCUGAUAUAUAUAGCCUUGGUGUAAUAAUGUGGGUAAUUUCAAAUAAUGGUAAAAAAAUAUUUGCAAAUGUUGGUGAUACAGAGGUGAUUUCCAAGAUAAUAAAUGGAGAGCGGGAAAAGCCAAUUGAUUAUAUUUAUAAUACGAUACAUGAAAAGGAUAUGAUAUCAGGAAAACUAUGGAAAGAAACAAUAUCUAAUGAAAAUACUACAAUAUUACAUGUAGAACCUAAUGAAUUACCAUUGACGAACAAUAUUUCAAAAAACAUAGAUAUUAAAAAGGUCAUUAAUGAUAUUAAUGAUCUUCCAGAUGAAACAGUUGAUUUAAUAGCUCAGAUACCAAAAAUAAGAAAUAUAGUUUUAAAUCAGAAAAAUUUAGAUAAAUUGAAAGAGAUAUUAGCUCAUAAAUGGAAUAAUCAUAGGUAA
This is a messenger RNA of Dentiscutata erythropus, 945 nucleotides long. NCBI's taxonomy places the organism in Eukaryota, Fungi, Glomeromycota, Glomeromycetes, Diversisporales, Gigasporaceae. The record is from the annotation of a GenBank genome assembly.